AAUCUGAAAACCGAAAUGCAUCUGGUCCCGAGGAUUUUGGAUAAGGGAUUGUCAAUCUGUAAUAAAGAUCAUCAGUUCAGGAUAGAGAUGAUGUCCGGUGAGCAUUUUGGCAGUAGUUUCGAUGUAGAUGGUGAUGGUGAUGAGGCGGAGGGAGAGAUUGGUUCAUGGGCUUACAGAGGUCGCUCGGCUUCUGUCUUCCUCAUUGACACUGCCAAAGAGAUGUUUGUCAACCCUGGUAAAGAGGAAGAUGGGGAGGAACCACCAUUUUAUCAAGCAGUUAGAGCAGCGCACUCGACCAUGAUGAGGAAAGUGUUCUCCAACGACCAGGAUCUGUCUGCUUUAGUGCUCUUCAACACUAGGGAGACCAAGAACCACAUUGACUUCUCCCACGUGUAUACAUUACAGGAUUUAGAGUGUCCAGAUGCAGAGAGAGUCCUCGCAUUAGAGGAACUACUAGCAAUGCCUGAGAACUUGUUUGACACAACUUAUGGCCACAGUACUGAUGCCAGUCUGCAAGAUGCUCUGAGGGUCUGCCAAAGUGUCUUGGAUAAAUGGACGGGCCGACUGUCAGAGCAGAAUAUCCUGUUGUUCACGUGCCGAGAUGACCCCCACUCAGGUGAUAGCCAGAAGCAGAGACAAGCCAGGAAGAAGGCCCAAGACUUGAAGGAGGCCCAGAUUGAACUGGAGAUUCUACAUAUGGGAGAAACCUUUAAUGUGAACAAGUUUUAUAAGGACUUGAUAAUACUUGAUGUGAGCGAAGACAAUGAGGACUCACAGAGCAAGAUCACCUUAGCAGAUCCCACAAGUCGGUUUAAGGAAUUGUUGGAGCGAGUGAGGCGUUUGGACCACAAGCAGCGCACCACUGGACGAGUCAUGUUUACUCUGGCUCCCGGGGUUGAGAUGUCAGUCGGUGUUUACACGGCAGUUAGGAAAAUGAACAAGCCGUAUAAAUCAAAAAUGUGGAAGGAAACCAACGAGGAAGUGAAGUACGUGAAGAAAUCAUAUUUACGGAAAACUGGAGAGCUGAUUUCAUCAGAUGACAUUUUAAAGUACCAGGUGUAUGGCGGCAAGGAGAUAAGUUUAACAUUGGAUGAAGUGAGCAAACUCAAGCAGGUGUAUGAUGUUGGUAUACACCUCCUGGGGUUCAAACCAAUCAGCCGUCUCAAGCCAUAUUACCACGUCAGGUCAGCACAGUUCAUAUACCCUGACGAAACUUUGGUUCAAGGUAGCACCAAAAUGUUUGCAGCCCUGUUGGAGCGUUGUUUAGCAAGAAAAGUGACACCAAUAGUGCGCUUUAUUCCCCAUAAAGGAGCAACAGUGUCAUGGGCAGCGUUGGUGCCACAAGCAGAGAAACUUGAUGACAAGAAUUGUCAGGUCACUCCACCAGGCUUUGUUGUGUCACAUUUACCAUUUGCUGAUGAUUUCCGCAACAUAAAACUGAAGAAUGCAACCCGUGCCACUCCUGAACAAGUGGAUGCAGCCAAACCAGCCUUCAAGAAAAUUUUUUUCAAGUAUUCGCCGCAGGAUUUUGACAACCCUGAUAUUCAGACACACCUGCGCAACAUUGAGGCCUUGGCCCUCAACAGAUCCCAGCUGGACCCGGUGAUUGACCUCACCAUACCUGACUAUGAGAACAUCACGAAGAGGGCCGGCAAAUUACUUGAGACCUUCAGAGAUCUGGUUUACCCUCCCUCUUAUGACCCCAAGUGCAUUACCAAGAAACGGCCAGCUGCCACCUCCUCCUCAGGCUCCAAGAGAGCAAAGCCUGACCCAGCGAGAAUUGACGUUGCAGCCGUGACCAAGGCCGGCAAGGCUCACACACUGACUGUGGACGUCCUGAAGGCCUGGCUACAGAUACGCGGAAUUUCAAUCAAUGGGAAGAGGAAAGCCGAUCUCGUACUAGAUGUCAUAGAACAAGUUGAUCGGGAGCCAUUGACAACAGACAAGGCAUAGCUACAGGAGUUAAAACUAUCCCAGGAGUUACUGCCAGGAAGGAAGUGAUUUGCUGUGAUUAUAACUCCUAGUGGCUGCCAUAAUCCAUUAUUUUGAUACUGUAAUUGAAUUUUCUUGUUCUACUGUUUGCAUAAAAUUUACCGGUACAAAAGAACAGAAAUAAGUAAAUAAUAACAAUAUAGAUAACUCGUAUGUGCUAUAAAACUUUAAUAUUAUCCAGCCUUGAAGUUAUUAAGAAAACAAUUUUUAUUAUUUUACAGUAAUUGUGGUCCUCCAUAAGGUGAUUUAGUUAGUGUCACACAAAUAUUCAUUUACCAAACUUAUAUACAGUAAAGAUUUACCCUAAAGUGAAAGUAAAUACUAAACACAUAAAUGAAAUUGUUACUACUAUACUGUAAUAAUAUUGCUAGUGCAUUUUUUAUGCCAAGGGAGACAGAUACUACCCAGGGUAACCAACAAUAGUGCACUUAACACUAAACAACAAAUUUAGUGAAUCAAUAGUUCUUCAAUAAUGAUCGGGGCUCCAUUUUCUACCUCAAGGAUCAUAUGCUGUUGCUGGGUAAGCGAGAUUGGCAUAGGUAGUGAAGUGUGUAUAGGAGGUACUCUCUGUGUAUAGGAGGUACUCUCUGUGUAUAGGAGGUACUCUCUGUGUAUAGGGGGUACUCUCUCCCUAUAAAUCUCUGUACCUUAUUCAUCAUAGGAGUAUUGAGAUGCUUCGGGGAAAGAACAUGACAAGUGUUAAGGCGGUGGCUUGAGAUGACUUCAUUGUACCAUUACACUUAUUUCAAAAUUACUAAAGCUACGUACUUAUUCUCCUCCAUACACAUACAUGUUAAACUUCUCGCCCGAAGCGCCUCCCACAACAUAGACAGAGUAUUCAAGUAGUCUUUGCUUUACUUUAACUCAUGGUGUUAUUUGGAUCUUAAUUUUGUAUGACUAUGUGAAUUAUUCUUUCUUUUGUACCUUUGUUGAUGUAUCGAAUAUAUCAAGCCAUUCCAUGUUAUAUUGUCAGUACAAAUGGACUAGUAUUAUAGUGUUCCUUCAUAACUGAUUAUUUUAUUGCUGGCUGGUGUGGAAUUUUUUCUUUUGUGAAUUUGUCCUCGAUUGGAUUUAUUUUUAUGUUUUUGUUUAAUUAUUUUACUUUGAAGUCAAGGAAAUAUUAUGUUUUUACCUGUCAUGUAGCUACCAGGCACUGUAGUCUACACCAUAAACAAGACCAGAGCCAAUUCUAGUAUUUGUGGUUCAUGUGAAAAUUGGCCUCCAAGUGGUCACCUAAAGUUGUGUUCCCAGUUUAACCAGUGUUGAGUUUAACCCUUUGGAUGAGGAUUUAGUUUUCAAGCAACAUUCUCAAGCAGUGUCAAUUCUCCUGUGAAAUAUCAUAUUGGUAACUGGUGCUUUUUUUUUCUACUUUUCUUUUUGAUCAAGGCCAAACUACAAAGUUUCCAUAUAUGGCAUUAAUAUUUUUUUAUAAAUCAUUUUGUCAACAGACGAAUAAAUAUUGAGAAUUGAA
This is a messenger RNA of Homarus americanus (American lobster), 3463 nucleotides long. Its product is annotated as X-ray repair cross-complementing protein 6-like. Gene Ontology annotation, molecular function: DNA helicase activity; telomeric repeat DNA binding; double-stranded DNA binding. Gene Ontology annotation, cellular component: nucleus; Ku70:Ku80 complex. Bases 16 to 1953 code for a protein of 645 amino acids. Gene Ontology annotation, biological process: double-strand break repair via nonhomologous end joining; cellular response to X-ray; cellular response to gamma radiation. The transcript has 13 exons. Lineage: Eukaryota; Metazoa; Arthropoda; Malacostraca; Decapoda; Nephropidae. The record is from RefSeq and is a predicted model, not a curated record.